UUACUGAUCACUCACAAGUCAAAGUUAUGAAGUUAGGAUGACAGGUCACUUAUUGUUAAAUAGGAACUGAACAAGUGAGUGACAGUAAUAGUUACAGUUACUUUCCCAGAACUUCCCUGUCACAUUUAGUCUCACCCAGCUUUCAAAGGAAGUCUUGAGAGCCAACACCCCAAAGGUGUCAUCACCUCUGGUAUUUAGUCAGGGGUGAGGUAUAACUAGCCCUCUCUUAAUGGAAUAAAAGCCUAAAAAAAGCAUGUCCAUCGUAGCUGUAGAUGCUGAUGACGACGAACUGACGAACAAACCUAAAUGAAGAUGAAACAAACCCAAAACAUUCCCUCAGCUUUGAGAACAGGUUGUCAAGGGCAAAAUCUCAUCUGCAACCAAUGUGUUUACCUGCAGGAAAUAAGUGGACGGACAUCUUUCAUGGAAUAUAUUUUAAAACAUCACUUUGUUUGUGUUGUGAUGUUGAAAUGAGAACGCUAAUUGAAUCUCAUCCACAUAGAAAUGAGAUGCACCUUCAAACUGAUUUUAUGUCCAAGGGGAAGUAUGUGCAAAGCAAACAAAAUGAGACCCAUAAUGGAACCUUGGGGCGUGCCAGAAGACCGAGCCGCUGAUCUGAAAAGCUGUCGUCAGCAAGGUUUUCUGACAACGCUGUGCACCUGGAUGGUGAUUCUGCUGCAAAGCUCAGACAGUGCAGGACAUGCUCUAAAGAAACAUGCAGCAGGUGAUUCAUGCAAACCGAAAGAGCUGACCGCCCUCACCAAAAGUCUUGUCGAAGAGAGCUUGAAAGGUUUUGACAAAGCCAAUGGGGAACAUCUCGGCACUUGGUCUCCAGGCUUCCCUCAGCUCAAGGUUCACCAGGACUCUUCUGCCGAUGGGUCCAAAGUUCAGUGCAGCCUCCUCUUCAUGGCUCAAGGCCUGGGGAAAGUCCUGGAUGACCAGAAGAACAACCUCAAUCCCACUGAUGUUUCACUCCACGAGAAGCUCAAGAACGCCAUCUCCAAGGUCAACAUGCUCACAGCAUGUGUGAAGGACGUUCUCGGAGGCGCGUGCUCAGAGAAGCCAGCCCCACCCACUAUGCCCAAGCACACGUUUGAUAGGAAGCAGUGGAGUCACACUCUGCUGAAGACAGCCAGGGACUAUCUGGCCUGGUUGGAGAGUAAGGUGGUCCACAUUCCAAAGGUCAAAGGGAAAAGUAAGAUAAAGCAUAAAGGUCCGGAGGCAACACACAAAAAGCACUUAGCGGGGAGUGGAUAUCUCUUGUAAUCUCAAUAUGCGAUGCAGACGCAGUUUACAGCAGCUUUUCGUUAGUGGUAAAGGAAUUUCUGAAGAUUUGUUUACGGGUCAGUUCACCCCAAAAUCCAAAAUAUGUAUUGUUCCUCUCACCUGUAGCAUUAUUUAUCAGUCUAGAUAGAUUUUGUAUGAGUUGCAGAGUGUUGGAGAUAUCAGCCGUAGUCAGCAUUUGAAAACCUCAACUGUAAUGUCUCCUUCCGGAAAUCAUGGCCCAGAUACUCAAGAUAAUCAACAUAACUUGUGAGCAUGUAGGAACUAUUUUCUUUGUACACACACUAACCAUAUCACCGUGCAGAAGGAAAAGUGCAUCUACUGCUAGUUUACCUAGCACCGCUGAGCUAGCUAACGUUACAGCUCAGCUGAAGUGGACGCCAUUAAUGUUUACAUCUUGUGCUGUCAUGAGCAUGAGCCGCUCGUCCGUGAGUAGAUGCACACUUCCUUCUGCAAAGUGAUGUGUUCCGUGGGUGUGGUUUGGUAGAAAGAAAAUAGUUCCUACAUGAAACUGCUCACAACAAGGUCUGUAGAUUAUCUCGAGUAACUGGGUCAUGAUUUCUGGAAAGAGACAUUGCUGUUGAGUUUUUCAAAUGUAUUUAUUUGGCGCUUUGAGCACCACAAGCCGAGUGCCAUCUAGUUCUGUUAUACUGUAGAAAAGGCAGACAUCUCUAGGGCCGAUAUCUCCAACACUGGGCAACUCACAUCAAAAUAAUAUAGACUGAUAAAUAGCACUAUGGGUAAGAAGAAAAAUAUGUGUUUUUGAUUUUGGGGUGAACUGUGCCUUUAAUGCUCAUUUGUAAUGUAUACAGCAUUUUAACAUUUGAAAAAAUUGUGUCUAACUUUUUAUAGAAUUUAAAUGAAUAGAUUUUAAAACAAUUUUCCAGAAGUGCUUCUUUUAAACAAAUAGUUAUAGAUAAUAAAAAACGCUGAUUAAAUCAGAAUUUUCACUUUUUUUUAAGUGUUUAUAAGUGUAGUACAACAUUUUGGGAAAUAGGCUUAUUUGCUCUCUUGCUGAGAAUAAAGUGAGCACUAGUCUCAUCAAACUCUCAGCAAGCUAGAAAGCACAUUUCCCAAAAUGUCAAACUAUACCCAAAAUGUCUUUGUUCAAAUAAACUUGCUACUUUUAAGCAACUGACAGCGUUCCCCCGUGACAGUAAUUAAUCAACGUGCCAAAUUAAUACAAUUCCUGAUUGCGACAGUUUGUUUUCUCAGCCUUCAUGAUGAUUAAUUGUUUUGCUCUGGCCAUCUAUCCCCUGUGAGCGGUGCUACGUUGCCUGAGGUAGAAAGAGAAGCUGAUAAGAAUCACCUACAGAGAGCCACCAGUUUGGACUCCAAUCACUGUACUGGAAAUUGCGGACAGAUGGACAGUGCACAGUGAGGCAGAUAAGUCUGUCAAAGUCCCGUCAAAGUGAUGCGAGGGAACAACAACACUAUAACAAAGAUUAAUGUGGGUCUUGUCCUCCUCAAAUGAAGUGAUCAAUUAAUAUUCAAUUAGAAGUUCCAGUGUUUGGUGGCUCUGAAUGAGCUUUAAACAAGCCUGAUUUUUUUUUUUUUUUAACAAAACACAGCUUUUUGAAUGCUUUGACUGUACCAUCUGUUUGUACCAUUAAUGUAAUAUUCAUUUUGGCUAAUAAAAUACAACAACUG
Messenger RNA from Epinephelus moara (kelp grouper), 2934 nucleotides. RefSeq lists its product as uncharacterized. The record is from RefSeq and is a predicted model, not a curated record. The coding region runs from base 505 to 1266 and encodes 253 amino acids. The transcript is spliced from 3 exons. Lineage: Eukaryota; Metazoa; Chordata; Actinopteri; Perciformes; Serranidae.